AGGCUACAAAUGGUUCAAGCAUGCAUCUAUGGAUCCAAGUAUGGCGGGGGCGAAUUGCGCCACCUUCUCUUUCCUCCUACCUCCGGCCACAGCCGCCGCUCCAAAGAAGCCGGCGGUGAUAUCUUGCAUUUCACCUCCAUCCCCUUUUAAACGCGCAAGGAGAAAGAACUACUUACGCCCCAAACUGUUGAAAACCCUAACUAAACCCUCCCCCACCCCGACCCCUCUCCUUCCCCAAGAGCCUCUUCAAGAUCCCAUUGUUCCCAUCGAGUCCACCGAGCUCGAGACUCCCUCCAAUGAGGCCUCCGGUGCACCAUGUUCAGCCGUCGCAGGAGAAGACAUUGGAGCCCGCGUCCUCAGUGAGCGAGUUUCUCAAGAAUUCCAAGUGACCGAGACCUCGGCUGCCGUCGAUAAUUUGUCUACUGGAUCAGGUUUUCUUAAAUUCGCGUUAUCUUUGGUAGGGAUUUUUGUGUUUCAGACAUUUUGUGCUGUUUGGGUGCUGGGUUCUGUUAAUUCUGACCAGAAAGAUGGGAGCCUGAGAGGUGAGGAUGAAUCCGAGGAUACGGGAAAGAUAGUGAAAAAAUCAUUGUUUAAUGGAAAUGGCAAAUUGUUUUUCGGGAAUGUUGAGCCGAGACCGGUUGAUGUUGUUCAUGUGGGUGAGUCUGAAUUGGAAGAGAAAAUUGUCCAAAUCAGGGCAAUGGCAAAAGAGGCAAGGGAGCGCGAGAGACAGGAGUUGAAGGCCAAUGGUGUGGUAUCGCCUUUGGAUGAGCUUGAAGGUGGUGAUAAGGUUUCAGAAAAUGAGGUUUCUAGGAUUAGAAGUAGCAUUGAGAAAGAGGUUGAUGCGCGAUUGGUUAAGAUGCAGAAGAGGUUGAAUUCUAUUCCGGACAAGUCCCUGGUGUCAUUGAUUAGUAAUCUGAGCAAGUCUGAGGUAUUUGGAGACAGAGAAAAUGGGAACAAUUCUGAUGUAAAAGAAGAGGUUAACGGAGCAUUGAUGUUCAGGAAAAAGUUCAAAUUCAGAAAUCCUACUGUAGGUUCAAGAAAUAAACCCAAGGGAUUUCAACAACCUGAAGAAGACGAUAAUCAUGCCAAUGUAAAAAAUAGUAGUUUAGAUCAAAUGAUGAAAAGUGGAAGAGCUGAUAAUAGAGAUUUACUAGACGGAGAACAACAGCUAGACUUGCCUGAAGGUCAUUUGCUCGAAAGUGUAUCCAUCCCUUUUGGGGAAGAAGCUGAAGGGAAACCACUACGCAAAGAUUCAAAACCCGUGCAAAUUGAUGGGAAGAAUUUGCAGAAUGAAAGGUGGGGAACAGAGAUGGGAAGGGAGAUUGAGUUUCAGAAUACUGAACCAAAGACUGGCUUCAUUCAGGAGACUAGUCAUGGAAGGUCUUCAAUUGAAGUGGUGAAGUCAAAAGGUUCAAGUCAGGUUGAGAUGCAGACUUCUCGAAGCUCUGCAAAAUACAAGCAUGAUAAUUCGGCUGUACCCAAUAAGCAUUCUGGUUCACGCACUAAUUGCAGUUCUAAAAGUAAAGGCAGAAGCAAAUCAGCACUUAAGAAAGUCAUGGAUGAACGGUCGAGCAUUUUGACUGAUUUGUGGUGGUUGAAUCUUCCAUAUGUUUUAGCUGUUUAUAUGCAUAGAGGUUCUAACCCUGACGAGCCAGGAGGACUUUUUACCUUGAAGACUGCUUCUAGUACACCGGACCAGAGGGACUCAUCCUAUACUGUUGCUUUUGAGGACCGUGGUGAUGCUAAUAACUUCUGUUAUAUUCUGGAAACAUUUUUUGAAGAUCUGGGUGAUUUUAGUGUUGAAGUCAUGCCUUUGUCAGUAAAAGAACUUGAUGAGGCAGUAAAAUCAUGUACAAUGAAGGUAAUUGUGGUGAGGAAGGGACAGAUUCAGCUUUAUGCUGGGCAACCACUUGCUGAUGUCGAGAUGGCUUUGCGUUCUUUAGUUGAACCAGGCCAAGGUGCCCAUUCACCAAAAUCAAAAUGAAAGGAUUGUACCUUGGGUAAGAUUUCCAGCUCUCAUCAAUUGGUGGAAAAUGCCCAUUUUGCAAAUGGAAUUGGCAGGCCAGAGAGAAAAUGCCAAUUUUCUUUCACAGCACACUUGAUUUGCUGGAGCAGAGUUUUAGGGACCAGAAUAAAGUGUCCGUAAAAUCAAGUUGACAAAAUUAGGCCAUAUAGCCCAUAACUGUAGUAAUCCUCAUGAAAGCGGUUACAGGUUUUUGUAUAUUUGAGAGCAAGUUUUGAUCUUUGAAGUAUAUUGAUUGCGCUUGGCAUUCAACUUCUAUGCACCUUCCCCCUUUGCUACUUAAUAAAACCACCUUUGUUUUUAACAGAAAA
Molecule: messenger RNA, 2334 nt
Organism: Malania oleifera
Lineage: Eukaryota; Viridiplantae; Streptophyta; Magnoliopsida; Santalales; Ximeniaceae
Exons: 4
Coding region: 29-1984 (651 amino acids)
Source: RefSeq, a predicted model, not a curated record